Messenger RNA from Microplitis demolitor, 720 nucleotides. RefSeq lists its product as uncharacterized. Gene Ontology annotation, molecular function: nucleic acid binding. The coding region runs from base 1 to 720 and encodes 239 amino acids. NCBI's taxonomy places the organism in Eukaryota, Metazoa, Arthropoda, Insecta, Hymenoptera, Braconidae. The transcript has a single exon. The record is from RefSeq and is a predicted model, not a curated record.
AUGGUGGAGCGUUUUCACCGUCAACUCAAAGCAGCGAUCCGCUGUCAUCACAGCCGUUGGACAGAGGCACUUCCGGUCGUCCUAUUGGGGAUCCGAUCAGCCUGGAAAGAAGAUUCAGACGCGACUGCAGCAGAGAUGCUAUACGGUCAACCAUUGCGACUUAUUGGCAAGUUUCUGACAUAUAGAGCUUCUGAGCCUGACGACGUCAACACGGCGAUGUUCGUCAAAGAGCUCAGACAUCGUUUUCAGGACUUGCAACCGGCACACAUCAACCGUCAUGGUGACAAGAGAGUUUUCGUUUUCAAAGACCUAGCAACAGCUGAACAUGUCUUCAUCCUUCACGAUGGUCCUAAGAAACCCCUGCAACAUCCUUAUGAGGGACCGUAUCGAGUCGUUAGCAAAUCAGAGAAAUCGUUUGUUGUGAAUGUCAGAGAAAAAGAUAUCACGGUCUCAAUUGAUCGGCUGAAACCCGCUUACACGCUGUCCAAUACCAUCGACGAACCAGAACACGAUCCUGAAGAUGAUAGAGGCACAAUAGGGGCGCUUCCACCGCCACACGCACUACCUGAGCCACCAGCAGCUCCUGAUGAACCAAGACCACUACGUAUCCCGGAGGUUCCAGCAGCAGUAAACCCACCACUCGCCCUCGAAACUCUUCGCCAAACAAGAUCUGGUCGACGGGUACGGUUUUCUGACCGAUUCCAAGCUGGAUUUUCGUGA